AUGAUCUCGUUAAGAGGAUUGUUUAUUCUUUUGAGUAUCCCCUUUAAGCUUUUAUUAGUAUUGCUCAAAUACCCCUUUGUUGGAGGUGUCAAUAAAAAGUUCAAGAAUGAUUUGAAAAACUCGUUGAAACUUCAAUUGUAUAAAACGGCGUUAUCGACCCCAGUUAAAGACGCAGCUCUUUUAUCAAUCUUGUCAAAUCAUUUCCUUAUCAAUAAGUUGAUCAAAUUGUUAUACCCUAGCUUAACCAAACCUUUAAACAAGUAUGGUCAAAAUUAUGACGAUCAAAGCUUUUGGCUAGUUGAAGCACAAAACAGGAGUAAAGAUGACCCGAUACUCUUGUAUUUACACGGUGGAGGCUAUUAUCUCGAAACAAUGCCUCAGCAAUUGGAGUCAUUAUUGGGAAUAUACCAUUUUCUUGAACCAGAAAAGAAGAAAACUUUGUCUAUAUUGCACUUUGACUAUAAGUUAGCUUGUAGAGGUCAUAUCGUUACAACACAACUAUACCAACUAGCAAAAACUUAUGAGAAAUUAACUGUAGAAGAUGGAAAUACAAAUAUCAUUUUUAUGGGUGAUUCUGCUGGUGGUCAUUUGGCAGUAACAUUUCUCCAGUAUUUGAAGCAAUUGCAAAAUAAAAAUACUAUAUGGCCAAAAACACUUGUGCUCAUUUCGCCUUGGGUCAAAUUGUUUCCUGAUGUUCAUCAAUUCUCCACAAAAGGAUGGUCCUACUUUGAUAACAGCAAUUACGAUAUGAUCCAACACCACUAUUUCUUGGAAGAACCUCGUCAAAAGGCUAUAGUUGGCCAUUUGGAUCAUAGGGACAUGUUGAUAUCACCAGGAAACUUACCCUACAAACAUAGUGACUGGGAAGACAUUCCAUCAUUAAAUGAUUCGGGAUACUCUGUUUUUGUGAUUGUUGGAGAGCAUGAAGUGUUUAGGGAUGAUAUCUUAGAAUGGUGCCAGUAUGCAUUGAAGUCACCUUUACUCAAGCAAGAAAAAGAAUCAGAUGGCUCGAUUGAUGUCAAGAUUCAUGAAUACAAGAAUGAUGGUGACAGAUUAAAUGGCGCUUAUGUCGACGUGAUUAUUGAGCCAUGGGGUGUUCAUGAUUCAGCUUUGUUUUUUGAAAACGAAAUUGCAAAAAGAGUAAAGCAGAAUCCAAAUUUGAAAUUCGAGAAUUUAGAUGCAGAAGAGUUUUUUGGAAUCGUUCGUAUUGUAAUCAACGGUGUCAAAAAGUUGUACCCUAACUUAACCAAUUUAAACAAUUAUGGAAAAAAAUAUGAUAAGCAGAGUAUCUGGUUAGUCGAAGCUCCCAAUAGAACUAAAGAAAAAAAUGAUCCCAUAGUCAUAUAUUUGCACGGUGGUGGAUACGUGCACGAGACUAGAGCGCCCCAGAUUGAAUCAGUUUUAAGUAUUUUCCAUUUGCUUGAGGCUGAAAAGAGAGAUAAGUUGUCUAUUUUGCAUUUGGAUUAUAAAUUGGCAUGCAGGGGCCAUACCGUUACUACACAAUUAUACCAACUAGCAGAGGUUUACCAAAAAUUGGCAGUUCAAGAUGGUAACAAGAACAUCAUUUUGAUGGGCGACUCGGCCGGAGGCAAUCUAGCAAUCACUUUUCUUCAAUAUCUCAAACAAUUGAACAAUAAGCUGAUUCCAUGGCCAAAGUCACUUGUACUCAUUUCGCCCUGGGUCAAGAUAUUUGCUGACCCACACCAGUUUCAAAGUGGCUGGGCUAUCUUUGACAAUCGCAAUAUCGAUAUGGUACCAUACCGUCCUCAUAACGACAUGAGACGCAGAAAGGCUCUAUUGGGCGAUUUAAGUGCGUCAAAUAUGUUAGUAUCGCCAGGGAACUUGCCUUACAAAUAUAAGGACUGGGAAGAUAUUCCAUCAUUAAAUGAUUCGGGAUACUCAGUAUUUGUCAUUUUGGGAGAGAAUGAAGUCUUUGUAGACGAUAUCCUAGAAUGGUGUAAAUUUGCUUUGAAAUGUCCGUUAAUAAAGCCAGCUGAAAAAUCCAAGGGGAUCUUUCAGCUGGAAAUUCACGAGUAUCAGAAUACUAAUAAUGGUGCUUACGUUGAUGUUGCUAUUGAACCAUGGGGUGUUCACGUUGCCUCCUUGUUUUUUGAAAACGUUAUUGCUGCUAAACUUGAAGGGGAUUUGCAGUUGAAGUUGCAACUGGUAGAUUGUGAGGAAUUUUUUGGCAUUGUUCGGGAUAAUUCCGGUAAAGUAAAAGAUUUUAAAUCAAGCUUUGACGGCGAUAUUUUUCCUUCGAUAUAUAACGAAGAUGAUUUUGUGUUCAAGAUUAAAACCAUUAUAGGUACAUCAGCUCGAUCUCAUCGACAACUUGCAGUUCAGGGCAAUCUAGUUGCAUAUACUGCAAGCGGAGGGAUUGUAGUUAGUAGAAUUGACAAAACAAACAAUUUGGUGGUGAGCCAGCGGUUUUUUUGUGCAAAUGUUAGUUACAAAAGUGAACCGUUAUCAUCAUCAUUAUCAUCAUCAGGAGCAACAAGAGUUUCAGCUCCUGAUGCCUACUUGAAAAUGAUCAAGAAAGAUGCUCUUGCACAGCCAGAAGAGCUAUUGAAGGAUUCUUAUGGAUACUUGCUUAACAGUGAUCCCGAAGAAGUUUAUGGUAACUCUUGCAGUCCCACCGAUUUCGAUGAUUGUUACUCACUGGCAACUACUCCCACAUCUAUGAUGAACAGCUCGUCGUCGCCAUCGAAGUUAAAAAACAAAGUUAGAUCAGUUAGUUGUCUUGCUAUAUCACCAAACAAAAAGCUAUUAGCUGUUGGCGAAACCGGGUAUCAACCACGAGUUCUUUUAUUUUCAUUAGCGCCAAAUUCCCACAGUGGACCAAUAAUUGUGAUAUAUGAGCAUUCAUUUGGAAUAAAUAGCUUAUCAUUUUCUCCUGAUUCAAAGUACCUAUGUUCAUUAGGGCUUGUUAACGAUGGGUGUAUUCAUAUUUGGAAAUUGGGCUUGAAUACUGCUAUACUACAAGCAAGCAAUCGAUGUUCUAAUAUAGUGCAUAAAAUGAUAUGGCACGAAAACACUAUAAUUACACUUGGGUUGAGAUUUAUUAAAUUGUGGAAUUUUGAAAAUGGCGCAGGUAAGCCGCUAGUGCUAAAGGGGAAGAAUGUCACUUUGGGAAAUUUGAUGAACUCCAAUUUCGUUGGAGCAAGUAUUUUAAACGAAGAUGAGAUGUUAAUAAUUGCAAAUUCCAACCAAUUGCUACUACUCAAGCUCAAUUUCAACUCGCCCAAACUAGUAGCGUUGGAAAGCCCACUGCUUCAAUUUGACUCGCUUGCUGUGGAUCAUGAAUCAGGGGUAGUUUGGCUAGGAGGCGAAACAGAUGAUGGGUUGAAAUCUAUCCCCAUUGAUCAGCUAAAGACGCGUGAGUUGAAUCAAUUGAGUAAUGGUCUUGUCCAGACUAAUAGUAGUAGCAGCAGCAGUAGUAGUAGUAGUAAAUUUCCAACAAAGUUGCAUCUGCAAUUCAACAGUGGCGUUUUCGGGAUUGCGCCUAAGGAAUCAACAAAUAGAAAUGGCGCUUUAGUUGAUAUUGUUGAUUUUUCUUCAACGCAUCUUAUUUGUCUCAGUGGAGACGAAACAAUUAGGGUUUACAACAAACUGGAAGGUAGACAAGACUCGCCACUCGCUGGAGCCGUCAUAAGUGAUAUAGCCGGCUUCAAAAAGAGUCAUACUAAGGAAUUCUUGGUGUUUUCAAAAUUUGGUAAAGUUGAAAAGUUUCUUCCAGAAUCUUCUGAGUUGAAACCAUUACUUAACUUUCAGCUACCUAGCAACGGUAUAACUCCAAACACAUUAACAGCAAUAGAAAAGAUUGAUGAACUGACAUUUGUUUUAGGUGAUAAGUACGGUUCUUUAUAUAUUGUUGAAAUUCAAGGCAAUCCAUCAGAAUACGAAAUCAAAUAUCGAACUCAGGCUCAUGUGACAAUCAUAAAUGAAGUGAUUUUUUUUCAAUUUCAAGAUAAAAACUUAAUAUGCAGCAUAUCAAGAGACAGGAUGAUCCAACUCUUUGUUCGAGACGAAGAAUCUAAGAUAUGGGAUUUAUGGCAAACUGUACCAACACAUAAUGGAAAUUUGCUUCAGGUGAAAUAUCAUGAUAAUAGACUAUAUGUUUGUUCAAGCGACAGGUCGAUUUCAAUCCACGUGCUUUCAGGUGACCCCAAGUUGGCAUUGAUAAAGACUAAAAUAAUCACAUUAAGGUCAACUCCAACUGCGAUGGCAAUAUUUGAUAAUGAUUUGGUAGUCUCCACAGUAGACAGACAGGUGCUAAUAUUUGAUAAUGCCAAUAACAACUUUGAACUAAGGAGAUCUUUAAAGUUGAUGAAUGAGAAGUUGAAUGAGAGUAUAGUAAUUGCUUCCUUCGUCAAAUUCCGUCACUUGUUAAUCGCUUGGUCUGCUGACAAAUCCAUACGGUGCUUUAAUUAUUCAACUGGGAAACCAAUUGGAGUCACUUGGGGUCAUCUGGAUUCCCUUCUUGGGUUAUAUCUUAGAACUGAAGAUGUUGAUGUUGAUGUUGAUGAUGUUGAUGAUGUUGAUGAUGAUGAUGAUGAUGAUGAUGAUGAUGGUGGUGGUGGUGGUAUUAAUGAUGAAGCAGAGUUGAUAUCAAUUGGCAGUGAUGGUUGUUUGUUUUCUUGGAUAAUCACAAAAGUAUCUUUUAAAGAAGAUUAUUCACGAGCUUCGCCUUUUGAUAAAGCAGCCACGUCAAUCAACAAUCAAGAAGAAGAUUUGCAGUUUCCUGCUUACUCGAGAGUCACUCGAAAAGUUUUAUCAAUUACUCAGUUGGCUCCAUCAAGCUCUCUGUCCAAAGAUAAAUCCAGUGAGAAGAUAAAUAAAUUCACAACAAAUCAAGCAUCUGCUACCUCCGUAUCUUCUUCUUUUUCUUUUUCUUCAUCUCCAACAAGAUUGACAACAGCUACACAAAGGAGGAUUGAUAUGAGAAACAAAUCUGUAGCUGCAUCAAACUCGACAUCAUCGCCUACAAAUUCACGUCCAACAUCACCAAUGAGAUCAAAAACUGUAUCUGGUUCUAGUUCUUGUUCUGGGCCUGGGUCUGGGCCUGGGUCUGGGCCUAGUUCCGUUUCACCAAAAAGAUCUGGAUUAUCAACCAUUGAAAAAGCACCACUUCCAUUUGUAUUGUCCAAAUUAGACUCUCCAUUGAAAUCACCAACAACACUGUCUCGUCGAGCAUUUUCACCUAAAAACCUACCAGAUACCAGCACUAGCACUGCCUCCGCCACUGCCGUUUCUAAAUCAAGACCAUUUGUACACAUGACUGGAAUUGCUCGCCAAGGAAGUAAGAUCGCGCCACCUCCACCUUCUUCUUCAUCUCCUUCUCCUUCUUUCCCUAUAUCUCAACCAAAAACAUCGAUGUCAACGCCUACAAUAACCGAUACUUGCGAUAGGUUUGUAUCACAGCUUAACAAAAUGCUUGAACAUGCUGAUCAACUUCUGUUGGAGCAGAAAUCUACAAUUCUUGACAAAUUGGACAAACUAAGAAAACGAAUAUCUCCAGAAAUCGACAACACGAGAGACGUAUCAUUGGAAGAAUAUAGCGAUAAACUAAUAGCUAUAGUUGAGCAAAAAAUGGCAUCUUUUUACUCCUUUGCUCUGCGAAACGUCCGAUCAACCCCUCUUGAUGAGGAGGAGGAGGAGGAGGAGGAGGAGGAGGAGGUAGUAGCAGACUGA
Messenger RNA from Lodderomyces oxycetoniae, 5691 nucleotides. RefSeq lists its product as uncharacterized. Gene Ontology annotation, molecular function: protein binding. The transcript is spliced from 3 exons. NCBI's taxonomy places the organism in Eukaryota, Fungi, Ascomycota, Pichiomycetes, Serinales, Debaryomycetaceae. The coding region runs from base 1 to 5691 and encodes 1896 amino acids. The record is from RefSeq and is a predicted model, not a curated record.